Lepus europaeus (European hare) is the source of this 1008-nucleotide messenger RNA. RefSeq names its product GTPase IMAP family member 7-like. The coding region runs from base 111 to 989 and encodes 292 amino acids. The transcript is spliced from 2 exons. The record is from RefSeq and is a predicted model, not a curated record. Lineage: Eukaryota; Metazoa; Chordata; Mammalia; Lagomorpha; Leporidae. Gene Ontology annotation, molecular function: GTP binding.
UCACAGCAACAGCACCGCUAAAACAGCCUCUCUGGAGAAACCUGAGAACUCACCAACUUGUUCCAAAGAAGGUCUAUACGUGCCUAAGCUCCUGAGCUUCCUUACGUAAAAUGGCUGGCCAUCAAAACAAUGCAUUGAGGAUCGUUCUGGUAGGGAUGACUGGAAGUGGGAAAAGUGCAACAGCAAACACCAUCCUUGGGGACAAAGUCUUCAAGACUGGAAUAAGUGCCCAAUCCCUUACCAAGAGCUGUCAAAAAGCAACCAGGGAUUGGAAGGGGAGAGAACUCCUUGUUGUUGACACCCCAGGGCUCUUUGAUACCAAGGAAGGCCUGCCUACCACCUGCAAGGAAAUCUGCAAGUGUGUCCUCUUCUCCUGCCCAGGGCCUCACGCAUUUCUCAUGGUUAUACCGCUGGGCCGCUACAUGGAAUUACAACAGCAAACUAUUGCACUGAUCAAGGCCACCUUUGGGAAUUCAGUGACAAAACACAUGGUCAUCGUGUUCACCCGCAGAGAGGAUCUGGAGGACAGUAAGCUAGAUGACUACAUAGCAAAUGCAGACGUGAACCUAAAAAGCUUCAUCCAGGAGUGUGGGGGCCGCUGCUACGCCAUUAGCAACAGAGCAGACAAGGCCGAGAAGGAGGGUCAGGUGCAGGAGCUGAUGGAGCUGAUAGAGAAGAUGGUUCUGGAAAAUGCAAGGGGAUAUUUUUCUGAGAAUAUAUACAAGGACAUAGAGGAAAAACUGAAACAAAAGGCAGACAUUUUGAAGAAAAUAUAUGAGGAUCAGUUAAGGAAUGAAAUUAAACUUAUUGAAAAUGAUUGUGGUCUUAAAUCAGAGGAAGAAAAAGCUAAAAAAAUACAAGAGGCAAACAAAAAAUAUGAUGAAAAAAUGAAAAAUAUAAUGGAAGAAGCUGGACAGAAUAUAUUUGAAUAUGUCUUCACUUUGGUUAAGAACAACCUUGUGAAAAUAUGGCAUAGAUUUUGGAAGUAAAUUUCAUUCUUUCUGCUUA